AUGGACCGUUCGCCCGCUGUCCAGCGAGCCCUAGCGGAGCCGGCGAGCCAGCACCGCGCGGGGCCGCGGUGGCCCACGCAGCCCCAGCCCCGCACCCGACGAGCGGCCUCGCGCGCGGCUCGGGCCGGGCCCUCGGCGCGGGCGUCUGCGGGCGCCGCGGCACCCCCGCGAUGCGACCCCCCCGGGCCGAGGGGCAGCUGCCCCGCGUCCGGCAUCACGUUCCAGUGCGGACGCCCACAGGGCAACGGAGACAGCAGCCCCGACUCAGCGGGAGCGCCGCGCCCCGCCUGGGAGCCGCGCCGGGCCACAGCCGGUGGCCGCGGCGCCCGCGGGGUCCGGAGCAGAGCCCGCAAUGCAGACGCGCGGGCGAGCCCCGCACGCGGCCCGCGCCCCGGCGCCCACCUGCCUCGCCGCGCAGCCCGGCAGCGGGCCGGCGCCGGCGCCCGGGAGAGCGCACCUGCCGGGUCCGCCGGCCCGGCCCCGCCGCCCGCCGGCAGCACCGCGGCCAGCGCCGUCUCACCUGCCGCGCCGCGCCGCUCCGCUCCCAGCCCGCAGCGCCGCAGUCGCCGCUACCCGACUUCCAUUUUCUCUCGCUUUAAAGGAAAACCAGAUCAGCUGUUUCGCUCGCGCUCGGGCUCCGCGGCCCCCUCCCCAGCUGCUGCUCGCGGUCCCGGGGGCCUCGCCUCCCCCGCCUCCUCCCGCGCUCCGCUCCGCCCCUCGCGCCCCUCCGCUCCGCCCGCGGCCGCGCGCAGCGCCCGCCUCCCGGCUCCGCCCGCAGCUGCCCAGCGCGCGCCCUCCCCUGACGUCACCGGCCGCGGCCGCGCCCCGCCCCCUCGCCCGCCGCGCGGACGUGCGCGCGCCGCUCGCGCCCCGUCCCCGCCCCGCCGGGGCCGGCGCCGGAGUGCGCGUGCUCGAGGCCAUGACCGUGCCGCGGCCCCGAGCUGCGGGAGGGCGUGCGGCGUCCCCUCGGCCCCCGGCGCCGGGGCUAUCGGCAAGGCCGCCCGCUCCGCCCUGCCUGCGCCCGCCUCUCCCGGGGCUGUGUUCGGCCCGCUCCGCUUUUCCCCCCUCAGGCUGCCCAAACUUUCUCCCUCUCACGGCCUCGGCUCCGUUUCCGCGCCCUGCCUCGGGGGCCCCGGCGUCGCCGCCCGACCCCGGAGGGCCCCCUUUACCUCCGUGGCCAGCUCUCCGGCUUCUUCCCGCGUCCUGCCCACUCGUGAACGCCGUCCCUCGUGCCCGCUCGCCGCGGCCCGGGCCUGCCCGCCGCUCUGCCCGCGCUCGCGGCGCCCUCUCGGGGUCGCCACGCCCCCUCGCCCCGAUCCAGACCCGGGGCUGCGGGUGGCCGAGGCCGUCCCGCUGCGUUCCUGA
Lepus europaeus (European hare) is the source of this 1365-nucleotide messenger RNA. RefSeq names its product basic proline-rich protein-like. The coding region runs from base 1 to 1365 and encodes 454 amino acids. NCBI's taxonomy places the organism in Eukaryota, Metazoa, Chordata, Mammalia, Lagomorpha, Leporidae. The transcript has a single exon. The record is from RefSeq and is a predicted model, not a curated record.